Molecule: messenger RNA, 1249 nt
Organism: Microtus oregoni (creeping vole)
Lineage: Eukaryota; Metazoa; Chordata; Mammalia; Rodentia; Cricetidae
Gene: Ms4a8
Product: membrane spanning 4-domains A8
Exons: 8
Coding region: 132-854 (240 amino acids)
Biological process (GO): cell surface receptor signaling pathway
Cellular component (GO): plasma membrane
Source: RefSeq, a predicted model, not a curated record
CUCUCUAGAGGAGUAAGUUUUCCACAGCAGAGAGCUGGGAACGGGAGCAAGAGAGGCUUACUUGGCAACAGGCACAGUAAGACUGGCAACCAGCUAGCCCUAGAGAUUCCCUGUCUCUCUUGCCUGGCAGCAUGAACCCAACGACUCCACCAGGCCCCACGGCCAAUUCUGUAUAUAUGGUGCCACCCUACAACGGUUACCCUGUGAUCACGGGAACGGUGGCUCAGGUGCCUCUCUAUCCAGGCAACCAGAGUCAAAUCCACGUAAUUCAUGGGAAUCCACCUGGUUUGGUGCCAGUCCAGAAAGUCUUGAAAGAUGGCAAAGUCCUAGGGGCCAUCCAGAUCCUGAUUGGCUUGGUGCACAUUGGCCUGGGCUCCAUCAUGUUAUUCAACCUCUUCGGGUACUAUGUACCGGUGUCCCUCUAUGGAGGCUUCCCCUUCUGGGGAGGCAUCUGGUUUAUCAUUUCAGGAUCUUUCUCGGUGGCGGCAGAAAAACAACCCAAUUCACCAUGCCUGAUGAAUGCCAGUGUGGGCUUGAACAUCUUCAGCGCCAUCUCUUCUGCAGUGGGCAUCAUGCUCUUCAUCACGGAUAUGUGUGUUGCAGGAACCAGUGGCUACCAUUACUACGACAGCAGGAAUCUAGGCAUGGCUAUUUCUGGUGUGCUCCUCAUCUUCUGCCUCCUGGAGCUCUGCACUGCGAGUGUGUCUUCCCACUUUGGCUGCCAAGUGACCUGCUGUCGGCACAGCAAUGUGGAUGUGGUCAUUCCAAAUGUCUACGCAACAAAUCCAGUGGUCAUCCCAGAACCACCAAACCCAAUACCAAGUUACUCCAGUGUAGUUCAAGACUCCAGAUAAGUGAAGUUGAAGAUUCUAGAAGACUCUUUCACUGAGACUUCAGUGAUGUCCUCCCCUGCAUAGGCUCCUGUAAGCCAGGUUCUUCUUUUCCUGACAAACUAGGGGAAAUGUCUCUCUUUCUGCUUAUUCUGUGGACUUGUGCUUCAGUUCACCCUGGCAAGUGCAGCUGGCUCUCUGCUAGAACAAGGUGGGAGACUGAAAUGAAUUUACGUGAAGAUGUCCUCCUGAGACACAUGCAUCUGUAUGGUGGUAGGCAUCUCUCCGCCAGCCUUGGUGUAUGUACAACUAUGUACUCGUUGCCUAUGGGAGCUUUCAGAAUAGAGAAAUAGUUAUCUCAUCACCCACAUUCCCUCUGUCCGUCAUUCAAUCUUCUAAUAAAUAUGUAUCAAGCAUCA